CAGCCCAGCCCCUCCCCCACCAUCGUCUCCACCUCCUCCUUGCUCUGGCCGUCUCCAGUUAGAUUAGAUCGAACCCCCACGCGGCCACGCGCCAGUCGCGUCCUCCACUCGAUUAACCACAUGUCGAUGCUGGAAGCCUUCUUCGGCAAGGGCGGCGCCGCCGCCGGCGGCGGCUUCCGCGCCGCCAAGUGCAAGACGCUGCUCAAGCUGUCCAUCCCGCGGAUAAAGCUGCUGCGGAACCGCCGGGAGCUGCAGCUGCGCCAGAUGCGCCGGGACAUCGCCAAGCUCCUCGAGGCCGGCCAGGAAGCCACCGCCAGAAUCAGGGUGGAGCACAUCAUCCGGGAGGAGAACAUGAUGGCGGCGCAGGAGAUCCUGGAGCUCUUCUGCGAGCUCGUCGCCGUUCGCCUGCCCAUCAUUGAGGCCCAAAAGGAAUGCCCUAUAGAUCUCAAAGAGGCAAUAUCCAGCAUCUGUUUUGCUGCUCCUAGGUGUUCAGAUUUGCCUGAACUGAUGCAAGUCCAAAUGAUGUUUGCGACUAAAUAUGGGAAAGAAUUUGCUGCUGCAGCUGCAGAGCUUAUGCCGGAUUCUGGGGUCAACCGGCAGAUAAUUGAACUACUUUCAAUCCGUCCUCCUCCAGUAGAUAUAAAGAUGAAACUGCUGAAGGAGAUUGCUGAGGAGCAUGAGAUCGACUGGGAUCCAUCAGCAACAGAGACGGAAUAUCUUAAACCCCAUGAAGAUCUAUUGAAUGGACCAACCUACUUCAGUGGUUCAACGCUGCCACUUCCAAAGGAGAAACACGUGGAACCAGUAGCUGCAAGUGCCACUGACGAACCUGGUGAAGAUUAUGAAUCUGAUGGCGGCUUUGACUCACUGGAUUUGCCUGAAGUCCCAAAAGCAGCAAUUCGUCCAGCUUCUGGUACUCAAUCAACCCCAGAUAUUGGUCCACAUGUGCAAAGCUCACAGUCGUCUGCUCAUGAUUUCUCAAACCCACCUGACUUGGAAGAGAAUCCAACAGCUGAUGCUGCUUUCUAUAAUUAUCUGAAAAGUUCAGAACCCCCAGUUUCUCCACAAUUUGCUCAGCCAAGGAUGCCAGCUUUACCAGAUGAAAAGAAGCAAUUUGUUCCUUUUGUCUCUCCCCCACCAUUUGCUUCUGCUUCUUCUUCUAUGGAGAGAAGUGACUCGAUUCCCUUAAAUUCUCCUCCAGUGAAGCCAACAGAGCAAGAAUUCUUCACAAGGCCAGUUGAUGAAGUGACUGCUCCCCAAACACCCAAAGAUUUGAACAUGUUCUCGAAUCGUCCAGAACAGGUGCAUUCGAUCUCCCCUAUAGAGAGCGGGGAAAAUAUUGAUAUGGAUGGUGUGGUUUCAGCUGCCCAAACAGCUGCUGAUUCAGCAGAGCGAGCUGCAUCAGCAGCACGUGCUGCUGCAAACCUUGCGAAACUGUGCAUUGCCGAUCUAAAGAAGAACACUAGGGUUUAUGAGAGCCACAGUGAUGAUAGCCAAAAGGAAAGUCAUCAUCAAACUGAGGUGACGCAGAAACUGGUAUUUGAUCAUCAGGACUCUUUUUCCAAUGACUUUGAGGGUUAUGCGCCAUCUCAUGUGCCUCAGAGAUCAACAUCGUUGGAGGACGAUCCAUUCAACUACCCCAACCUCUUCUCAUCGAAGCCUUGAGUUCAGUUAUCUGCAAAUUAGUCGUUGAGCCUGGUUUGAAGUCAUUGGGGCCACAUUGUUUGUGAAGCCUUGUUUGGUCCCCCAAGUGUUUGGGUAUUUCUUGGAGAAUUCUGUGUAUGCUGAGUUGAUACAGAAAAAGAAGGGUGCAGCGGUUUUACCAGCAUUGCCUUUGUUUAUAAUGUGUGAAUUGUAAAUGCGUGGAUGUUGUAUGACAUUUGAAACUUGAAACCUGUAGAGGAAAGAACAAUCUGAACUCAUCUAGUUAGAUGUUCUUUAGAUAAAUAUAUUUUCCACUUCUAAUGAUUAUCAUGAUC
Triticum dicoccoides is the source of this 1979-nucleotide messenger RNA. RefSeq names its product IST1 homolog. Gene Ontology annotation, biological process: protein transport. The coding region runs from base 121 to 1665 and encodes 514 amino acids. The transcript has 6 exons. The record is from RefSeq and is a predicted model, not a curated record. Lineage: Eukaryota; Viridiplantae; Streptophyta; Magnoliopsida; Poales; Poaceae.